Molecule: messenger RNA, 687 nt
Organism: Rana temporaria (common frog)
Lineage: Eukaryota; Metazoa; Chordata; Amphibia; Anura; Ranidae
Product: gamma-crystallin-3-like
Exons: 3
Coding region: 97-624 (175 amino acids)
Biological process (GO): visual perception; lens development in camera-type eye
Molecular function (GO): structural constituent of eye lens
Source: RefSeq, a predicted model, not a curated record
AAAGCUCUGCUGAAGCCAGCAAAUGGUCAAUGUAUAUAAAGCACAUAUAAUUCUCACUCACAGGCAUCUAGCUCCAAUAGAAAAACUCUGUCCAUCAUGGGAAAGAUCAUCUUCUAUGAAGACAAGAACUUUCAGGGCCGCUCCUAUGAGUGUAGCUCUGACUGCUCUGACCUGUCCUCGUAUUUUAACCGUUGCAACUCCAUCCGUGUAGAGAAUGGUAACUGGAUUCUCUAUGAGGCACCUAACUACAAAGGAUAUCAGUACUACCUAAGGAGAGGAGACUAUCCUGAUUUCCAGCAGUGGAUGGGCUUCAAUGACUCCAUCAGAUCCUGCCAUUUAACUACCCAACAUCGUGGUCCAUUCAUCCUUAAAGUUUAUGAGAAAGAAGAUUUCAAAGGUCAGAUGAUGGAGUUCACAGAAGACUGCCAAUGUGUUUAUGAGAAGUUCCGUUAUCAUGAUAUUCACUCCUGCAAUGUCCUCGAUGGUCACUGGAUGUUCUAUGAAGAGCCCAACUAUAAGGGACGUCAGUAUUACCUGAAACCUGGAGAGUACAGGAGAUUCACUAACUGGGGAGCCAACAGUUCUAGGGUUGGGUCUUUCAGGCGUGUCCAGCAUCUUUAUUAAACAAUACAUAGGAGAUGAUUUGUUCUGAAACUCUUCAUUAAAUUUCUCUGGUAGAAACAAAAA